Molecule: messenger RNA, 2717 nt
Organism: Caenorhabditis auriculariae
Lineage: Eukaryota; Metazoa; Nematoda; Chromadorea; Rhabditida; Rhabditidae
Source: the annotation of a GenBank genome assembly
AUGGCGCGCACGAACGCCCGAAACGCUUCGUCUGCUUCACCUGCCGUGACCACCCAGGACCACGGCAGGCUGAGUCAAGCCUCCUUGGCGACUGUUCCUUGGUCAACUCGUGAGUUUUUGGAAUGUUCAUUGAAUGGUCGAAAUCUAAAAUAAAAUAUUUUCCUUCUUUUUCGAAUAACGCUUCAUAUGAAACUUGACCUCUUGUUUGAAAUUCAUCAGAAACUUUGGACUUCAGAGCGAAGCUCCAACGGCAACGUUACCGCCGGAAGUGUCAGCACGGGAGUCGGAAGUGUCAGCACAGGAGUCGGAAGUGUGGUGGGAUCACCUGCCGACGUCUCACGAGUCGCCCGCAGGCCCAACUAUUUCUCUUCGGUCCUCACAACUGUCUCGACCGGUGAGUGGCUAGACAAUCUCAACAUUUCAAUUUGAAAACUCAAAAUAUGAAAUAACCUUUUAUAAACAUCUUACUUUGGGUGUACCUUUUUAUUUCUUCAGAAAAAAAAUAUAGUUUUUUUAGAAACUGCGAAAUUAUUUAUCUCAAUCAGAGAAAGCUUCAUUUAAUGAUUUUAAAUCACAUCAAGAAUUUUGUUCAAUGUAAUGAGAUUUCGAAAAGAUUCCAAAAAACAAAAUCUUCAGAUUCUGACCGACUGACGUUUCCGGCAAUGCCCGCCGUGCUCAAUUUCGAUUCUCCUGGUAUUUUCCGGCCUGAGUUCCAAUCAAACAUUUCGGUUUCAGAAUCGGUCACUGUCUCGGUUGCUGCCAACAUCUCUGAAAUCGACAGUUUGCUUGGAACACCUGCCGACUCUUCCCAAGAAAGCGGCAGGCCCAGUCAAGAUUCUGCAGUUUCUUCGAUUUCCAGCGGUGAGUUGCUUGGAACUUGCAGCAUUGAGAAGCAGAACCUCAAAAAAGCUGUUUUUUCAAACAUCUAACCUAUACGUUUGAUUUCUUAAGAUCGUGUAAAUUUUCCUACGGGUUUAAGUAAUCUAAGCCAGAAAUAUCAGAAAAAUCUGGAGACAAAGAAUGAAAAUGAAUAAUUAUUCGAACAAACUGUUCUAUCAGACAAUUAGUUACUUGACUUUGUCCUGAAACUUCUAAAAUUGCAGUUUUCAAUUAGAAAAGUUUGAAUAGAAAAUUUCAAACGCACUGAGACGCAUUAAAAGUUUUUCCAGUUCAGUUGGAAAGUUCAGAAAAUACGCAUAGAAUUUUCAGUCAUGCCGAUUUCUCCUCUUCUUGGCUUCACUCCGGUGGAAACGGUUCAGUUCGUUCCAAGAAUUGAUGAUCACCCGAACAUCAGUAAGUCGAGAUUCUCUUCUGAGAAAUUCGAAAGGUUAAAUUUAAAACUUGAAGUUUGAUUUUUUUCCUAAUGAACUUUUUUUCGAAGUAUCUUACUUUCAGUAAUGAAAAGGAGUUUUUCAGCUAAAUUCGAAAACCGGAAUAAUAUUAAAUAAGUCAAAAAGGUCAUCCAGCAAGCCUUCACUGAAUUGAAACUUUUUCCCGGAUUAUGAAAUUUCAUUUAGAUUUUUUUAAAGUUGUUUUUGCAAUCAUUUCUUGCAUGCGAAGACUUCAUUUUCAGCGCCGCGUCUGGAUCCGGAGCUGCCGAUGCCUCUUCCCACGUUUGAAGCUUUUUUUCGCAACACGAGCCUAUCAACUUCACUAUUCUUAACAAUCGCGGUAUCUAUUAUUUUAGUAACCCGAUCCAACUUUUUCUAUCAAUAUUUUUGAAUGAUUAUACAUCAGGAUCGUUUGUUCGAUUUUUUCCUUCUUACAUCGAAAAAAAUUUUUCUCAAAAAUUUCACCAUUUGAUACUUUUUUUCGUAAGAACAUGGAAAACUCAUGACAUUCAAUGAAAACAAAAUUGAGAAGUGGUAACCACAUUUUUCCGCAUUUCAGAGUUGUCAAAAAGAUUUCAAAUUUCGCAAACCGUGUCAAUUUUGAUCUGAAUAAUCGAGAAAUUUCCAGAAAACCGCGAUGAAAUUGGAACGGGAGUGGAUGAGCUGCGCGUUCCAGCAGAACGCCGUCGGCCUCCGUUGAACGUCACUUUUGGUGAGAAUUUCUUUUCAGAUCAUCCAGCUAUGUAUUCACAAAGUAGACAAUUUUUCAACAAAAAAAUCCAGUUCAAAAAAAUAGAGUAUCAUUUUGAAAAAAAUCGAGAAAAACUGGUUUGGAAGAAAAAUUCUCAAGGUGGACUCACGUCGAAAUAUUUUGCUGAAUCAAGAAACACCAUGAAGUUUAUGACCUUAGGACUUUCAUUCCAAAAUUCAAUUUCAUGAAAAAAAGAAAUCAUUAAACAAUUUACAGGAAUGACUGCGACCAGCAACGACGCACUUCACUCGGUCAGAGCGCCAUUCUCCUCGCCUCUUGCUGAAGAGUCCCCGCGCGGCCAGUUGGACACUGACAACGCUGAUUUGAUUGAGGUAUCUUUAGAAAAAUCAUUUGAGAUAAAUCAGAUCAAAAGAAUUCAUGAGCGCUGGUGGAAAAAAAAAGUUUGGCAAAAAGUUUGAUUAUGAACCGCUAGAACGCCUUGAGGAACUUAAAAAGUUUUUUUUUGGCACAAGGUAUUCCAAAAUUUCGAACUUCCUGAAAAACUGAGUACUGCGGUAUCUAACACAACCAGUUUUGUUAAAGUCUUCCCUCUUCUUCAGUUUUUUUAUUGAUCUAUUCACUUUCAGCCGCAAGCUGAUAUUGACGAAGAGACCGCCGCUGAUCGCCAAGAAUAG